AUGAUGUCUCAGACUCUCAGAGCUUCGCGCUCCCUGCUCGCCCGCGUCUCUCGGCAACAGGUUUCUUCUGUUACCCGCCGCUCCUUCCUGACCUCCGCUGUCCGUCAGGCCGACCCCGUUCAGGAGCUCUACCUGCGCCAACUUCAGGCCUACAAGCCCACCCCCAUCAAGCCCGGCGACGCUGAGGCCCACGUCCAGAAGUUCUCUGCUCCUGCUGUGCCCCAGUCCCCCGAGGAGGCCAACCUUGCCAAUGAGUUGAAGGCCUACGAGAGCCAGGAUGUUGAGGUUGAGGGCCAGGCCGCCGCCGGUGAGGCCGCUCCUGUUGAAGAGAGCUGGUUUGAGGAGGAGCCUGAGGAGGAGACCGCUCACCACUAG
Molecule: messenger RNA, 375 nt
Organism: Aspergillus udagawae
Lineage: Eukaryota; Fungi; Ascomycota; Eurotiomycetes; Eurotiales; Aspergillaceae
Product: ATP synthase subunit H
Exons: 3
Coding region: 1-375 (124 amino acids)
Biological process (GO): proton motive force-driven ATP synthesis
Source: RefSeq, a predicted model, not a curated record